GUCGCUCUCACACCAUCACGCCGAAUAUAAAGGAAACGGACACACGAGCAGGCAGAAACCGCCACAUGAGUGCGUGGCGGGCCGGCAGACAGACAGCUCACUCACUCCUUCGCUCAAAUCGGAGGCACACAGUCAGCCAGGCGACGAGUGAAGAGCCCCCCGCCACACACAUGAGUGUGUGACAGACACAGCCGCCCCCACGUGUGUGUGGACUGUGUCCUACUCUAUGAUGCUGACCAACCGCAGCUGAACAUAGCGGAGAAAAAAUUCAUAUCUGGCUGGCACUAUGAUUUGCCUGACUUCGCCCUCAUUCAUCGACAGGAGCGCCUCACGCAACCACUCAGGCCGAUCAGACACACGCCACACCUCCCCACGUUGAUCGAUGAGUUUGUCCCGGCCGUCGAAUGCGUCGCGCCACCCAACCCAGUCGAACUUGAAGCGUGCGCAGAUGCCGGUGCCCUCCGUGACGAUGCGAUAGCGCACACCCAACGGGGUCACAGUGAAGCCAUCACUGUCGCUGCAAAGUGGAUGAAGAGGACAAAUGGCGACAGAGGCCUUUCUGGUUCUGUCCAUCUGCGUACCUGGUCUGCUGUGCGCCAUGUGUGUUGGGCGUGUCGGUCUUGACAACGCCAUACAUGGCCGCGUUGACAUCGAAGGCCGCCUGCUCUCGGGCGUUGUCCAUCCGCAGCGGCACGUUGGCCUCGGCGGGCGAGGCGCCGAGUCGCUGCCGGCGGUGGUGGUCGACGAUGCGGCUGAUGUGGUCGGGCUGCACCACAUCCACCGGCCGCGGCCACCUGAAGACACACACAAUACACACAGCCAUCCUCGAGUGGGCAUCGCUGUCACUGAGUGCUUCGAUGGGUCGAUGCUCACAUAUCGAAUCUGUUUGUCAGCUCUUGGUUCAUGGUAUCCACAGUCGACUGAGUGGUCGAUAUGACCUGAUAACCACACACGUCGACAGACCGGAUGGGGUCACCGCCACUCAGAGGCAGCAGGAAGGGCUCGACGGCCUGGGGCAAACAGGUAGCAACGAGAUGAGCAACAGGCAGCAUCAACCCCCCCCUCCUCCCCCCCCCCUCUCUCUCUUUGUGCCAAUCUCGUCACCUGUAUCUCUUUGUUGAGGUUGUCACGUCGUGUGUUGGCGGCCCGCAGCUGUGCCUCCAGCCGGGCCUUCUCAGCGGCGAAGGCCUUCAUGAUGCCUUCAAGCGUCUUGACGGUGUCGCCCAUCUCGGCGGGGAUACCCGUGGUGGGCAGCCGCAGGUCGGUCCCAACGCUGCCACUGGAAGUGGCCUCUGUUGGAGUCUUGUCGAGAUGCGACAUCAUCAGCUUGACCCGAAAGUCAUGAGGACCUGCAACACACAAACAGCCGGCCGAAUGAAUGAUGAGUGCGGAUUGGUGAUAAGUGUGUCCCCUCUCGUUGCCUUACAGUACUUACCGGUGUGGUGCCGCUUGGCCGCGUCGUCGAUCAGGUGUUUGACCGACGCCGCCUUGCGGGAAGUGCGCAUCGUUUCGGCGUCGAGGAUGGCCGUGUGGAUGGUCUUGAAGGCCUCCGAGUCCAUGUUGAGGAACAGCCGCUGCUUGUCGUCCUUGAUGAGUCGCCCGUCCCAGCAGCCCGAGAACAGCGCCGCCAGCAGAGUGCCCUCCACCCCCUCCCCUUGAGUCAACAUCUUCCGCUUCACUCGCCACUCGCUGCCGCCCACAUUGAGCAGCAGCAUGUCAUCGGGCGAUGCUGUUGAUGGGUCCGAUGCGCCGUGUUUGGUUCUCUCUUGCUGGGCAUCGUCGUCAGCUUGGCGGAUCUGUGCGCGCAGCUGGCUGAUGGCGUCGCCGAUGGCCGUCACGGGCACGUGCAGCUGAUUGAGAAUCGCAUGGGCGCUGAACUGGCCAGCGGCCGACUCGGCCUCCAUCCUUUGUCGCGGCGCAACAGAUCUGUCAGCGAUGCCUGACAACCACACAAAACCGAGCACACAUCAAUGAGCAUGCUUGAGUGUUGUUCCAUUGUCGUCCUUGCACACCUGAUGCCCAACACAAAGGCGAUGCCAAAGUCCUUGGGAUGAUCAGCCGGAGGUUGUUUUGGGUUCA
Vitrella brassicaformis is the source of this 2079-nucleotide messenger RNA. The record is from the annotation of a GenBank genome assembly. NCBI's taxonomy places the organism in Eukaryota, Vitrellaceae.